GGUAAAUACUGUUAUAAACCGGUUCUGGAGCGGACCUGUUGUCCGAUGUACACAAUCAGAUGUGAUGCCCUUAACUUCAAACUCAGAAAAUCGCACAAAAAAGUGAUAAAAAAAUUGAAUGGAUUUAUAAUAAGCGGCGAAAAGUCGAGUAAAAGAAUUGAAAGUGAAAUACAGGUAAAGGAUGUGAUGGACAAUAGACCACAAGUCAAACCACUUUUCAAUGAGAAAGAGUCACAAAAUGAAUACAAAGGGAGUGCCGAACCAAACAAAGAGUCCGUUGAGAAGAUUAUUGACAAUGAUAUCAAUACUAGUGUUAAUGUCAUGAGUGGUGACCAUAAAAGUGAUGAUAAAGUGAUGGAAAGAAGGAAAGGAAAGGCGAAGAAUAUUAGGAAAGAGAGAAAAUUACGAAAAAUAAUGGCUAAAGAAAAAUGCGAUGAAAAGAGAGGACUGGAGAUAAUGAGUGAAAACUUUAGAAACAAAGCGAUCGCUAAAAACAAAUGCAAAUCACUUGAAGAUUAUUUGAAUGAAAUCGAGACUUCUUUGAAUGCAAAACAUAAACUUAAAGUAAUAUUUAUUUUGUGUAUACGUUUUGUGUCGACAACUACUGAGGAAUACAAACAGACUUUUGAAGAAAGCCAUGAAGUUUAUCGCAAAUACCAGAUGUCAAUACACGGCGACUCUCUGGACAAAUGCAGUUCAAAGCAAUACAAGAGAUUUCUAAUCGAUUCUCCUCUUGAGAAUGAGAGAUGUGUGACAAGUGAUGGAUUGCCCGAUCACUUGGGAUCUUUCCAUCAACAGUAUUGGUUGGAUAAUAAGCUUAUAGCCGUUGGAGUGAUUGAUGUAUUGCCUUAUUGUGUGUCCUCUGUAUACCUCUAUUACGAUCCCGAAUAUGACUUCUUAUCUCUUGGAACCUAUUCGGCUUUGAGGUUCACAUUCAAUGCUUUCUUAACUCAAACGUGA
Messenger RNA from Oppiella nova, 960 nucleotides. Lineage: Eukaryota; Metazoa; Arthropoda; Arachnida; Sarcoptiformes; Oppiidae. The record is from the annotation of a GenBank genome assembly.